This is a messenger RNA of Diachasma alloeum, 4491 nucleotides long. RefSeq lists its product as uncharacterized. Lineage: Eukaryota; Metazoa; Arthropoda; Insecta; Hymenoptera; Braconidae. Gene Ontology annotation, molecular function: nucleic acid binding. The transcript is spliced from 5 exons. The record is from RefSeq and is a predicted model, not a curated record. Bases 1 to 4491 code for a protein of 1496 amino acids.
AUGCUCAUUGCUCGGCUGAAGGGUCAACUGGCAAGGGAAAGGGAUUCAAUCAGCAGCUCAACAGAUCAAAGCCAGGCAAAUCAGCUGAAACGUCUUGACAUCAAGCCAUUCGAUGGGAAACCGGAGGAAUGGAAGGAGUUCAGUGACCUUUUCUUGUCACUGGUGGGAAAUGUCACGUCAAUUCCACCAGUACAGAAAUUGGUGAGACUUAAGGGAUGCCUGAGAGGUCCAGCAGCAGCUCUCCUCUCCACCUUUCAGGCCAAGGACGAAAACUACGACAAGGCUUGGCAGAAACUCACCAGGAAGUACGAAGACCCUAGACUCGUCGCUCAGUCGUUAUUCAACAGGAUCCUGACGCUGCCGAAAAUCACCCAAGCAACAGAAGAGAACCUCAGCGCCAACGGAGCAGCAGCAUUGGAGACCCUAGAUCAAUUACAAGACGUGACGGGGCUGACGACAGACAACAUCGCUGAACAGCUGAUAGCCCAUCUACUGAGGAGAUCUCUUGAUGCAGAGACACUCAAGCAAUGGGAACUAAAGCUGGGAGACUCAAAGGAUUUCCCGAGCCUUAAGGAGUUCGUGGCGUUCAUCGAGGCCUGCGGCAGAGGGAUCAACGCAGGUGCCAAGCUGCUAUCAUCAAAGGAACUCAACGCAGCUACGAAGAAGUCAGCUCCUAUAAAGAAAAGGAGCACCUAUACGGCAGCAACUCAACAGCAGGAAAUUAAGGAGCCAGAAAGACAACUUCCUAGGAACUGCUGUGCUUACUGUCAGGACAAGCAUUUUAUCGCAUCCUGUCAGAAGUUCAUCGAGCUCACCCCAGCGAAGAGAAACGACGUCGUUAUCAACAAGGGGCUGUGCUUCAACUGCUUGGGGCCACACACGAAGGCGAAGUGCACGUCGGAAAAGAAGUGCCACAAAUGUAGCAGAUAUCACCACACUCUCAUCCAUGGAGGGAGUUCAUGGACGAUGAGCCCGCCUCCAGCCAGACGCACUCAAGCUGAACCCGUCCAGACUGCUGGAACAUCCAGGCAGCAAGAAGAUCACGGGAACAUUUUCUUCAUAGUUUCAGUCACUCUACAACCGAACAGUGGGACUCAUCAACUGCAACUCAACGCCCACAUUCUAAAGAAGCUCACCACAAUAAUUCCGUCAUUUUCAUGCUCAUCAGCGAGGAUCGGCUCACUUCAGAAUCUUCAGCUAGCCGAUCCCCAUUAUCUAAGGCCUGGACCAAUCGACAUCAUACUAGGGGCUGACAACUAUGGGCGGAUCAUCAUGGAUGACGUUGUCAAGUCAGAGCAAUCGAGAGUAGUUGGCCAACGCACAGUAUUCGGUUGGAUAUUAUCCGGACCAAUCGAAUGCACAAAUUGUUCAAUAAAGGUAUCUCUAUCAGCUGUACGGGAAUCUUCGAAUGAACAACUUCUAGAGCUUCUCCAGAAAUUUUGGGUCCAGGAAGAACUGCCAAACGAGAGAUCAUCAACAUCAGAGCUUUCACCAGAUGAGUACGAGUGCGAGAUGCACUUUAGAGCAACUCAUAGCAGAGACAACACCGGGCGAUACAUCGUGAGACUGCCCCUCAAAACUUCAGCAGCAGCGCUCGGAGAAUCGAAAUUCAAAGCAGCACGUCAACUCAAAUCGAUCGUGAGUCGACUCAACACAGAUCAAGCAUACUCCCAGUUGUACAGAGAGUUCAUCAACGAGUACGCAGCACUGGGACACAUGAGAAUAGCACCAGAGACUCCAGAACCCGUGCCAGCUUACUAUCUACCACAUCACGGGAACGAUACAAUGGUUAUCCUGACUUGGAUGAGAAGGCACAGGCUCGUGUUUGACACGGAUAUUGUAAAGAUGUUCCGCCAAAUACGAGUUCACCAAGAUGACUGGGAUCUUCAGAGAAUCCUGUGGAUCGACGAGAAUCAACAACCAGUCACCUACCAGUUAACGACAGUCACCUAUGGACUAAAUUGCUCUCCAUGGUUGUCGUUAAGUGUUCUUCAACAACUAGCAGAAGAUGAAGGGUACCGCUUCCCAGCAGCAGUAGAGACACUCACCAGAGGUCGUUACGUUGACGACAUUUACGGCGGUGCAGAAACAGAAGACGGUCUCAAGGAGAUCGCAACGCAACUACAAGGGCUUUGCCAUGCAGGAGGCUUCUCUCUACAGAAGUGGAGCAGCAAUUGUCCAGAAGCUCUGCAUGAGUUGGGCCUAUCAACUGACGAAGAAAUUAUCCAGUUCGAGGAGUCAGUCACCAAGGUGCUUGGAUUGUGUUGGCAUCAAUCCACCGACACAUUCCGGUACAAAUCAAAGGAUUUCAAUCCGGCGACAAUCACCAAGAGAGUAGUCUCUUCAGAAAUAGCCCAGAUUUUUGAUCCACUGGGAUUUAUCGCACCAGUUGUCGUCCAGGGAAAGAUUCUCCUACAAGAUCUUUGGAGAUUGAAACUAAAAUGGGAUGAUCCUCUUCCAGAUGAGUACGUUCAACGCUGGAAGACAUUCCGAGAGAAUCUCAACGACCUAGACCGAGUAACUGUACCCAGAUGGCUGAGAAUUUCAACAGAGACACUCAACAUCCAAAUACAUGGAUUUGCAGACGCUUCAACGGUAGCCAUGAGUGCAGUGGUGUAUAUUCGCACCAAAACCAUCAACGACUCGACAUCAACAGUACUGGUAUGCGCGAAGACUAAGGUAGCACCACUCAAGCGCAUGACCAUCCCUCGACUAGAGCUCACAGCAGCUCUUCUACUGACUCAGCUAGUGGCAUCAACGAAGAAAAUGCUCCAACUCGACCAGGUAGACACCUAUCUCUGGUCUGAUUCUUCAGUAGCACUAGCUUGGAUCAGGAGCCACGCAUCAAGAUGGAAGGACUUCGUCCACAACAGGGUCGUCAAGAUCCAGGAAACUCUCCCGAAUGCUACCUGGAGACAUGUCAGUGGAAAGGAGAAUCCAGCUGAUUGUGCCUCCAGAGGCAUAUCACCGAGCCAGCUAGAAGAUCAUCAACUGUGGUGGUCAGGACCUGAGUGGAUCAAUCAGGAUCCUGAAGAAUGGCCACAAUCAUCAAUCGACGCUCCAGCAAUGGACAUCCCAGAAGUGGCCAGAGAAGCAAAACCAGCACCAGCACAUCCAGUUGCAAUUAAAAUCAACGAAAUUGCAGAGCUACUCAACAGAUAUCAGACGAUGGCUAAAUUGCUAGCCGUAACAGCUACGAUAACCCAACAUCAAUACUUUGGGCCAGCCAUUCGAGUACUCCAGAGAAAUCACCAACUACCGAGAAAUCAUCAACUAGCCAAGCUGACACCCACACUAGACAACGAAAGGAUCAUGAGACUUGGGGGACGCCUCAAGAACUCGCAGUUAAAUCCAGACGAAAUUCACCCAAUAAUCUUGCCUCGCCAAUCACGCCUCACCACACUAGUCAUCGAAGAAGCUCACCGGAAAACACUCCACGGAGGAACUCAACUCACCUUGGCCUAUACCCGACAAAGGUACUGGAUAAUCGGCGGCAGAGGCACAGUUAGAGCAUAUAUUCAACGCUGUGCCAUCUGCACCAGACACCGAGGAAGACAGGCCCAGCAACAGAUGGGUCAACUACCAGCAACGAGAAUCUCACCAGCAAGAGCAUUUCUCCACACAGGGGUGGACUAUGCAGGACCAUUCGCCAUCCUCAAAUGGAGACCAACGAAUGCACAACCAGGUGACAAUGCCACUACCUUCGUGGGCGCAGCAGAGGUCCUAGAGAAAAUCUACCACCGAACAUCCAGAGAAAAUCAGCAGGUUCAGGCUGCUCUCGCCACCAAUGGGACUCAAUGGAGCUUUUCACCACCACGAGCACCCCAUUUUGGAGGCAAGUGGGAAGCAGCGGUGAAAUCAACAAAAUAUCACCUUAGAAGAGUCUUGGGGACAACAACACUCACAUUUGAGGAACUCAACAGUGUCGUGAUCCAGAUAGAGGCCUGCCUAAAUUCCAGGCCAAUCUGUCCCAUGUCAGAUGACCCAGACGAUCUCCAAGUACUCACCCCAGGACACUUCCUGAUAGGUGAGCCUCUUCAACUGAUUCCAGAGCCAUCAAUCAUCGACAAGAACCCCAGCAAACUGCAGAGAUGGAACCUGGUAACGCAGCUAACUCAACAAUUCUGGUCCAGGUGGGCCAAAGAGUGUCUUCAACGAUAUCAGGCAAUCUACAAGUGGACGCAUCGAGAAGAGAACAUCAAGGUUGGCGACAUGGUGCUGAUGAUCGACGAAAACUAUCCACCAGCACAAUGGCCAAUCGGACGAGUCAUUGCGACACGCCCAGGAGCAGAUGGGCUAACGAGAGUCGCAACUAUAAGAACCGCAAAGGCAGAGGUACCAAGGCAGGCAGAUGGAUCACCAAUCAUAGAAAACAUCAGAACAAUCUACACAGAGCUUGACAGACCAAUCACCAAGCUUUGCCUACUGCCAUCAGAUCCACCACCUCCAGAGCAACCUCCAGACGAUGAUGCAGAAGAUCAACAGGACUAA